UUAUUGGACUGAGAAGUUCUCUUGCUGAAUCUCCUCUGUUCUUCGCAGCCUUUUAUAACUGACAACUGGUUUCUGCAAAUAUGGUCCAGCAGUUGAGUCUCGUCUUUGCUGCAGUUGUGCUGCUUGGUUACAUGGGACUAUAUCAAAGUCAUGCCCGGUUUUUGUGUUGGACUAAUUGGUUCAAUCGAGACAAACCCACUGGAACAGGUGACUAUGAGGAUUUGUUGUCAUUGCAAAAAGCUUUCCCAGGACAAAUUUGUUCUAGACCUGCAGACAUUGAAGCUCAGACAGCUGAUGAUGAAGUUCUAGCUGAAAGGACGCAUCAGCAAUUCUAUGCCUACAACACCAGAUUAGGCUUCAUUUGCCGCAAUAAGGACCAGAAAAAUGAACGCUGCUUUGACUACGAGGUUCGCUUUAAAUGCCCGUGUGGAUAAGAUGAGAGCUGUCACUGAUGGAACAAAAAAGAAAAACAAGAUGU
Nematolebias whitei (Rio pearlfish) is the source of this 478-nucleotide messenger RNA. RefSeq names its product cartilage intermediate layer protein 2. The record is from RefSeq and is a predicted model, not a curated record. Bases 81 to 434 code for a protein of 117 amino acids. NCBI's taxonomy places the organism in Eukaryota, Metazoa, Chordata, Actinopteri, Cyprinodontiformes, Rivulidae. The transcript is spliced from 6 exons.